UCAGUCUUUCAGUCCAGGAGGCGACGGAAGGAGGUUGCUGUUGCUCCUGCCGUCUCUUAUCCCUCAUUCGGAGGUUGGGCAAUCGCUUAGCCGGCCGGCGGUCAACCCGUUUCAGUCCAGCAGGCGAGGCAACUCCCGAUUCAGAUGCUUUUCGGAUAAGAGGAAGUCCCCCCUCCAAUCUCAAGGCAAUUCCCGGUGUCGUUGUUAUGUCGGAGGGAGAAUGUCCUUCCCCCAUUACCCGCUCAGAAGCCUAUGGUUCCUUCACCGUUUGGGCUGGCGAUCCAGAUGGAAACAAACUGCGUCUGGACUCCUUUGGUGAGAGCAGCCAACGAGGGAACGGGGCAUUUGUGGAAGACGAGGUGAUCAGGCAGGUUUUUCGGGGAGCCAUCGGGGAGUCUGGCCGUCCGUACAGAUACAUCCCAAUGUCCUUCUACCGUUUGGCUGGCGGUCCAGAUGGAAACGAACUGCGUCUGGACUCCUUUGGUGAGAGCAGCCAACGAGGGAACGGGGCAUUUGUGGAAGACGAGGUGCGCCGGAAGGGCGAGGUGAUCAGGCAGGAUUCUCGGGGAGCCAUCGGGGAGUCUGGCCGUCCGUACAGAUACGACGUGUUCCUGAGCUUCCGUGGCGAGGACACGCGCAACGGCUUCACCGGCCACCUCCACGCGGCGCUCGACCAGCGAGGAAUCGACGCGUUCCUGGAUGAGGAGGAUCUCUGGCAGGGCGAGGAGAUCGCGCCGGCAAUCCUCGGAGCCAUCGGGGAGUCGAGGAUCUCGAUCGUCGUGUUCUCGGAGAACUACGCGUCCUCUAGCUGGUGCUUGGACGAACUGGUGAGAAUCGUCGAGUGCAGGGAUAAGAUGGGGCAGAUGGUGUGCCCGGUGUUCUACAAGGUGGAUCCCUCGGAUGUGAGGAAGCACAGGGGGAGGUACGGGCAAGCCCUAAUCGAUCACGAGGAGAGAUUGAAGUCGAAUAGCAGCGAUCCGGAGAAGGUGAAGAGGUGGAGAGAAGCACUGACUGCAGCAGCUAACAUCUCCGGCUGGCAUUUGGUUGACGAGCGUGAGUCUUAUGUCAUUAAGAACAUUGUCAAGAGAGUAUGCGCUCAGCUGAAGAAUCGCAAGAAGUUAUCUGUGCCUGAAAACGUGGUUGCCAUGGACUCACAUGUGCACCGUAUGCGUACUUUGCUUGACAUGGAAUCGAAUGAGGUUCGCAUGGUUGGAAUUUACGGAUCUGGAGGAAUAGGGAAGACAACUAUUGCCAGAGCUACUUACAAUGCCUUUGAGCACAAAUUUGAGUAUUGCUGCUUUCUUUCCAACGUUAGAGAAACUUGCGAACAAAACGCACACAGUGGCCUACUUCAGCUUCAAGAGGCACUUAUUCAUGAGGAAAGGUGGGAUGAUUGUCUGAAGCUUCACAAUGUCGACGAAGGUAUGAGCAUGACAAAGAGUAGACUUUGCAAAAAAAAGGUCCUCAUCGUCCUUGAUGAUGUGAACCAACCGAUCCAAUUGGAAACACUAGUUGGAAGACAUGAUUGGUUUGGUUGUGGAAGUAGAAUCAUCAUAACGACUAGAGAUGAACGUUUACUGGCUGCUCAUGGCAUAAAAAGUAUGUACAAGGUUCAACCAUUAGAUCGUUUAACGGCUCGUACGCUUUUUAGGACAAUUGUUUUCUCGAAUUCUUCUUCAUGUCCAGAUCAUGAAGAGCUUUCGUAUGACAUAGUGGAAUACACCAAAGGACUUCCAUUAGCAGUUAAAGUUUUGGGUUCUUUUCUUCGAGGUAAAAAAUUACCUGUAUGGAAAAGCACAUUAGAUAAAUUGAAGGAAGUUUUCAAUGGAGACAUCUUCAGUGUGCUGAGAAUGAGCUUUGAUGGUCUAGAUGAUUAUGAGAAGGAUAUUUUUCUUGACAUUGCAUGUUUCUUCAAGGGAGAGAGUGAAAGUUAUGUGAGAGAUAUUUUGGAGAGCUGUGAUCUCUACCCAGAUGCUGGAAUUAAUGUUCUAUUAGAGAAGUCACUCGUCACUAUUGAGUGUGGCAAGCUGGAGAUGCAUGAUAUGAUUCAAGAAAUGGGAAGAGAAAUCGUGCGGAGGGAAUCUCCCAAAGAACCAGGGGAGCGCAGCAGAUUGUGGUCCUAUAAGGAUGUGCUUCAUGUUCUAACAGAAGGCACGGGAACGAACAAAGUAGAAGCAAUAAUGAUCAAGUUGGCUACUCCUGAAGAAGUACGCAUUAGUGCUCAAGCUUUCACAAAUAUGAGAAGGCUCAGAAUUUUCUUAGCUCGCAAUGUGUACUAUACCGGCAAUCCCGUAUACUUUCCCACUAACUUGAGAUGGCUGGAAUGGCCUGAUUAUUAUCCAACAUCGGCGCCAUUCAAUACAGACCACAGGAAACUUGUAGGUCUAGACCUAAGCAAAAGCAGCAUGUGCAUAUUGGGGAAGACAUUCAAGCUUUGUAGAAAUUUGAAGUCUGUUAAUUUUAGCCACUGUGCUUUGCUGACUGAAAUUCCUGAUGUAUCAUCACUGCCAAGUCUUGAGCGUUUGGAUCUAGGAGAGUGCACCAAUCUUGUUGAGGUUCAUCAGUCUCUUGGGCAUCUUGACAAGCUCGUAUAUUUGAACUUUUUGAACUGCUGCAAUCUGAGCCGUUUCCCAAGAAAUCUGAAGUUAAGAUCACUUCAAAAUCUAAUUCUUAGAGGUUGCUCAAAGCUUUCAAGGUUUCCAGAUAUUCUUGUACAAAUGAAACAUUUGACAGAACUAGCGCUUCAUGGGACUGCCAUCAGAGAGCUACCCUCUUCUAUCACAAAUCUUGUUGAACUGAAAGGGUUGUAUCUAGAAGACUGCAUGGACCUUAAAAAUCUUCCUUGUAGCAUCUAUACACUGCAACACCUUGAGCGAAUUUUGGCGGAUGGUUGCUCACAACUUAGCAAGCUCCCAGAAUGUUUGUGUGAAUCAAGUGAUUGCACCAAUUUCUCUCUCCCGUUAGCCCUUCCGAGCGUUAUUAACUUGAAUGUGCAAAGAUGCAGCUUAUCAGAGCUUGGUUUCUUGAAAAAUCUUCAUUGCAUGUCCUCGUUGACAAUUUUAGAUUUGUCGGAGAACAAAUUUGUGAGCCUUCCUACCUGCAUCAGUCAAUUUACAAAGUUGCAGCAGCUUUUUUUGAUGCAUUGCAAGCAGCUGCAAGAGAUUCUAGCUCUCCCGCCAAACAUAACAUCUUUACAUGCAAAAGGUUGUGAAUUGCUGGAAACAUGUGCAGACUUGUCAAACGUGUUACCAUAUAAUUCAGAUGAAUCACCUUGGCUUAGAAGAAUUGAUUUCUCUAGCUGUCAUAAGCUGAUUCAGAAUCAAUGCUCAAGCAAUUGCAAAAUGCUGUCAAUUGAGGGAUUGCUUGGAGAGACUCGAGUUGACGUUUUUCAUCCAGGAAGUAAGAUCCCAACGUGGUUUGUCCAUCAAAGCAUCAAAGGACUCAUAAAGUUUCAUGUAUCUUCAGAUUUAUACUGUGACAUAGCCGGCUUGGCGUUUUGUGCUAUUAUUGGUUCAACCAAUCGGAAGGAAGCCAAUAUCUCAUGUGAGAUGCAGUUGUUUGUCAACAAGGAGGAAACUUAUGGUUGUGUAGAUUGUUUUUCCUCGUUGGAGUUAGACCACGUAUGGGUUCUAUACGUUCCACGGCGAAUGAUGUGGGGAUUGGAUGCGAAAUUGGUGAAUCGCCGCAGUCAAUUUGCAGUACUGUUUCAAGCGUCGGAGGGGACUCUAAGAAGUUGCGGGGUGCAUCUGGUUUACAAACAAGGUAAGCAACCAAAUGACAUGAAGAUUGACGAAAGCAUCGAUCCUCAGAAUUCUAACGCGAACCUCACAAGUUCCUAUGUUGAAACCCGCAAAAUGAAGGAAAGAUUUUCAGACUCCUAAUCAACAAAACUAUGAUUCGAGCUUAGCUUCUUGUAAUUUAGUGUGGGGAGUUAUAUGUAUCCUCAUAGCAAAAAUAAACUAGCUGCUGUGCUUUUCUUUACCCUCAUUGAUCAUCUUCCAUCUUUCCCUCA
Eucalyptus grandis is the source of this 4012-nucleotide messenger RNA. RefSeq names its product TMV resistance protein N. NCBI's taxonomy places the organism in Eukaryota, Viridiplantae, Streptophyta, Magnoliopsida, Myrtales, Myrtaceae. Gene Ontology annotation, biological process: defense response; signal transduction. Gene Ontology annotation, molecular function: ADP binding. Bases 207 to 3881 code for a protein of 1224 amino acids. The record is from RefSeq and is a predicted model, not a curated record. The transcript is spliced from 7 exons.